Molecule: messenger RNA, 1057 nt
Organism: Lynx canadensis (Canada lynx)
Lineage: Eukaryota; Metazoa; Chordata; Mammalia; Carnivora; Felidae
Gene: LCN12
Product: lipocalin 12
Exons: 5
Coding region: 217-1011 (264 amino acids)
Molecular function (GO): small molecule binding
Source: RefSeq, a predicted model, not a curated record
ACUGUGAUUUCAGGGACUGUGGAACGGUGUGGGGGCGGCAGGCCAGACUCUACACUGUGUUCCUGCAGCAGAACACUGUGCCCCUGACCUUUGGGACUAAAAAGGUCAAGCUCCUUGUGUGGGAUGGAACAUUCUGCCCUCCACCUGGUAGCAGGAAUGCCGCUAGGGUAGGGCUAGGCUAGGGAGGCGCCUGGGGCCUCUGACCCCCUCACUGGCAUGGGACACUGGGAAGGGGUCCCAAGGAGGUGUGGAGCUGGGGGGUCUCAGGAAUCAGAAAGCAAGGUCCAGGGACAUCCCUGGGAGCUAGUGGGCCCAGCAAGCACCCCCAGCACCUCCAUUUUCCGUCCACCUCCCUUCCUGGGCUGGGACCCAGAUGCCCUCCAUCUUUGGUGGGCGGGAUCUGAAGAGGGCCCGCCCCUGCCCAGCCCACCCCCAAGCCCUCCGCACCCACCUCUUCUGCCAGUCCUGAGCAGGAAGGUGCGGGGAGCACAGCCCUGGGGAGGGGCACCUGCCAGGUGGGCCCAUAAAGAGUUCCAGGGGGAAUGGUUUGUUGUCGGCCUGGCGGGCAGCACCCACAGGAAGACAGACAGUUCCUUGCUGAGCCCGUUCACUGCGACGUUCGAGAAGAAUGAAAACGGCAGCCUUAAAGUGUCAUAUGUCAUGACCCGGGGCCACCGCUGUAUCACCUGGUCUUAUGUGCUGAUCGCAGCGGCCCAGCCUGGGGGCUUCUCAGUGGACAACACAGCGGCGCCCGGGAAAGGCCCCGAGGAGGUCCAGGUGCACGACACUGACUACAGCGUGUUUGCUCUGAUGCUGUCCAGGAGACGGUCGGGCGGUCAGAGCGUCCUCACGGUCAGCCUGCUGUGCAGGACGUGGGUGAUACGGACCCGGGUGCUGGAGAGGUUCGUCCACCUGGUCAGAGCUCAGGGCCUCUCGGAUAACAACGUCGUCUUCCCGGACUUGGCCGGUCCCGGGCUCUCAGGCUGGGGCGGGAGCCCGGACCCAGCGUAGGUAGCUGCCCAUGGGCCUCAAAAGCCCUGGGGAGCCCGGCGGGUGA